AUGUCUCCACCUCGGAAGCGCAGACGUUACGUAACUGAAUUGCAAAGUGAGGCACAGGAUGAAAUGGAUACACUGGAGGCCCCGGAUGAUUCUUCAUCUUCUACCUGCUCUUCCUCUUUCCCAUCUUCUUUCUCCUCCUCCUCUUGCUAUAAUGAAGUCUGGGGCACUCCAGAGGAAAGUUUGUCUGCUGGUAUGACAUCAAAUACUUCCCAGAGCUCUGAGAAGUCUUUCCAGUCCUGUGCCAUGGACUGUACUCCAGGUAGCUCAUCUUGUCUGCCCAUUUCCCAGCAAAUUGAAGAAGGUUCAGGUAGCUCACAGGCCAUGGCUUGUGCUGUUCCCUCACUCAGCAGUGAUAUAGAUUUGAAAAUAAAUGAGUUGGUGAAGCACCUACUCUUUAAGUAUGCAAUGAAGGAUCCAACUACCAAAGCAGAAAUGACUACUGUCAUUGGAAAAUAUGAGGUCUUCUAUCACGUAAUCUUUAGUAAAGCUUCUGAGUGCAUGCUGCUUGGCUUUGGCAUUGACAUGCAGCAAAUGGAGCCUUUUGGCAACUCCUAUAGGCUUGUCCCUGCCCUGGACCUCACAUAUGAUGGGUUUCUGAGUGAUGUCCAGGGCAUGCCUAAAACAGGCCUUCUGAUAAUGGUCCUGUGCAUAAUCUUCCUAAAUGGCAGCCAUGCUAGUGAGGAACUCCUCUGGAGGGUGUUGGGUAAUAUAGGGGUGUAUGCUGACAAGCGCCACGAAUAUUAUGGUGAUCCUAGGAGACUGAUCACUGAAGAGUUUGUGCAGGAAGGGUACGUGGAGUACCAGUGGGUGCCCUUCCCUGAUCCUGCUCACUAUGAGUUCUUGUGGGGCCCCAGGGCACAUGCUGAAGUCCGCAAAAUGAAAGCCCUAGAGUUUUUGACCAAUUUAAAUGGAAGUCACCCAACAUCCUACCCCAGGUUGUAUGCAGAGGCUUUGAAAGAUGAGGAAGAGAGGGCUCAGGGCAAUGUUUCCCCAUCAGAUGAAGGUUCUGACAUGCCAAGUGGAAGUUCUAGUGCGCUGGCAGCCUCCAGUGAGGAUUAG
Jaculus jaculus (lesser Egyptian jerboa) is the source of this 1059-nucleotide messenger RNA. RefSeq names its product melanoma-associated antigen 10-like. Gene Ontology annotation, cellular component: nucleus. The coding region runs from base 1 to 1059 and encodes 352 amino acids. Lineage: Eukaryota; Metazoa; Chordata; Mammalia; Rodentia; Dipodidae. The transcript has a single exon. The record is from RefSeq and is a predicted model, not a curated record. Gene Ontology annotation, biological process: negative regulation of transcription by RNA polymerase II.